Messenger RNA from Drepanopeziza brunnea f. sp. 'multigermtubi' MB_m1, 1578 nucleotides. Lineage: Eukaryota; Fungi; Ascomycota; Leotiomycetes; Helotiales; Drepanopezizaceae. The record is from RefSeq and is a predicted model, not a curated record.
AUGGCUUCUGCUUUGAAGAGCGUUCUGUCAAGCCACCUGAAGCCUGGCGAUGGUGAAGCUGCUGAGUUUGUCCGAAAGCACCAUGGCAAGACUCAAUCCCACAUGGACGAACAGGCAUUCGAGAACACAUCCACAUCUGUAGCUGCGAGCCAAAUGCGUAAUGCUCUCAACAACCUCGCAGACACCGUCACAGAUCCCACCGAGAAGAAGCUCUUCGAGACUGAGAUGGACAACUUCUUUGCCCUCUUCAGAAGAUACCUCAACGACAAGGCGAAGGGAAACCAACUGGAUUGGGACCAUAUUGCACCCCCUGCGCAAAACCAAGUUGUUGACUAUAAUGAGCUGGCCAACUCCGAAUCCGUCGGUUUUUUGAGCAAGUUAGCAGUCCUCAAGCUCAACGGUGGUCUUGGUACCUCUAUGGGAUGCGUUGGUCCAAAGUCUGUCAUCGAAGUCCGUGACGGCAUGUCGUUCCUCGAUCUCUCCGUCCGACAGAUCGAAUACCUCAACCGUACAUACGAUGUCAACGUUCCAUUCGUCCUCAUGAACUCGUUCAACACCGACGAUGACACCCAGAACAUCAUCAAGAAAUACGAGGGCCACAACAUUGACAUCAUGACCUUCAACCAGUCCCGAUACCCCAGAAUCUUGAAGGAUUCUCUCCUCCCAGCACCAAAAUCAUACAACUCGCAAAUCUCCGACUGGUACCCACCUGGGCACGGAGAUGUGUUUGAGUCACUCUACAAUUCUGGCAUCCUUGACAAGCUGAUUGCCCGUGGCGUCGAGAUUCUCUUCCUUUCCAACGUUGACAACUUGGGUGCUGUUGUUGACCUCAGAAUCCUGCAGCACAUGGUCCAGACCGAUGCUGAGUAUAUUAUGGAACUGACCGACAAGACCAAGGCCGACGUGAAGGGUGGAACCAUCAUCGAUUACGAGGGAUCAGUUCGUCUUCUUGAAAUCGCGCAAGUUCCCAAGGAGCAUACCAACGAGUUCAAGUCGAUCAAGAAGUUCAAGUACUUCAACACCAAUAACAUCUGGCUGAACCUCAAGGCUGUUAAGCGGAUUGUCGAGAACAAUGCGCUGGAGAUGGAGAUCAUCCCUAACAGCAAGACCAUCCCAGCAGACAAGAAGGGCGAAUCCGACAUCUCGAUCGUCCAACUUGAAACCGCCGUCGGAGCUGCCAUCCGUCACUUCAAGAACGCGCACGGUGUCAACGUUCCUAGAAGACGUUUCUUGCCCGUCAAGACUUGCUCUGAUCUGAUGCUUGUCAAAUCUGACCUGUACUCGCUGAAGCACGGUCAACUCCAAAUCGACCCCAACCGUUUCGGCCCAGCUCCCCUGAUCAAGCUCGGCAACGAUUUCAAGAAGGUUUCCGACUUCCAGAAGCGCAUCGGCAGCAUCCCCAAGAUCAUCGAGCUUGACCACUUGACUAUCACCGGAGCUGUCAACCUCGGACGUGGCGUCACUCUCAAGGGUACCGUCAUCAUUGUCGCGACUGAGGGCAGCACCAUUGAUAUCCCUCCCGGAUCCAUCCUCGAGAACGUUGUUGUACAAGGCUCGCUGAGACUUUUGGAGCAUUAG